This is a messenger RNA of Pelodiscus sinensis (Chinese soft-shelled turtle), 2150 nucleotides long. It is a transcript of the gene HSPA5, whose product is annotated as heat shock protein family A (Hsp70) member 5. The record is from RefSeq and is marked provisional. Gene Ontology annotation, molecular function: ATP-dependent protein folding chaperone; ATP binding. Lineage: Eukaryota; Metazoa; Chordata; Testudines; Trionychidae.
CGUCGGCGUGUUCAAGAACGGGCGCGUGGAGAUCAUCGCCAACGACCAGGGCAACCGCAUCACCCCCAGCUACGUGGCCUUCACGCCCGAGGGCGAGCGGCUCAUCGGGGAUGCGGCCAAGAACCAGCUCACCUCCAACCCCGAGAACACCGUGUUCGACGCCAAGCGCCUCAUCGGCCGCACCUGGAACGACCCCUCUGUCCAGCAGGACAUCAAGUACCUGCCCUUCAAGGUGAUUGAAAAGAAAACCAAGCCAUAUAUUCAAGUUGAUGUUGGUGGUGGACAGAUGAAGACUUUUGCUCCAGAAGAAAUUUCUGCUAUGGUUUUGACAAAGAUGAAGGAAACUGCUGAGGCCUAUUUAGGAAAGAAGGUUACCCAUGCUGUUGUCACUGUCCCAGCUUACUUCAAUGAUGCUCAGCGUCAAGCUACAAAGGAUGCUGGUACUAUUGCAGGAUUGAAUGUCAUGAGAAUAAUCAAUGAACCUACUGCUGCUGCCAUUGCCUAUGGCCUGGAUAAGCGGGAGGGCGAGAAAAACAUCCUUGUAUUUGAUCUAGGCGGUGGAACCUUCGAUGUUUCCCUUCUCACCAUUGAUAAUGGUGUCUUUGAAGUUGUGGCUACAAAUGGAGAUACUCACUUGGGUGGAGAGGACUUUGACCAACGUGUUAUGGAACACUUCAUCAAGCUGUACAAGAAGAAAACGGGUAAAGAUGUUAGGAAGGACAACAGAUCUGUACAGAAGCUACGUCGGGAAGUGGAGAAAGCAAAGCGAGCUCUGUCCUCUCAGCAUCAGGCUAGAAUUGAAAUAGAGUCCUUCUUUGAAGGAGAGGACUUCUCGGAGACCUUGACCAGGGCAAAGUUUGAAGAACUGAAUAUGGAUCUGUUCCGUUCCACUAUGAAGCCUGUGCAGAAAGUUCUAGAAGAUUCUGACCUGAAGAAAUCAGACAUUGAUGAGAUUGUGCUUGUGGGUGGCUCUACUCGAAUCCCCAAGAUACAACAGCUUGUUAAAGAGUUCUUCAAUGGCAAAGAGCCUUCUCGUGGCAUCAAUCCAGAUGAGGCUGUAGCUUAUGGAGCUGCUGUUCAAGCUGGUGUCCUUUCGGGUGACCAAGAUACUGGUGAUCUGGUGCUGCUUGAUGUGUGUCCUUUGACACUUGGCAUUGAAACUGUUGGGGGUGUUAUGACCAAGCUCAUUCCAAGAAAUACUGUUGUCCCCACCAAGAAAUCACAGAUUUUCUCAACAGCAUCUGAUAACCAGCCAACUGUAACAAUCAAGGUCUAUGAGGGUGAACGUCCUCUCACCAAGGACAACCAUCUCCUGGGUACUUUUGACUUGACUGGAAUCCCUCCUGCUCCUCGUGGUGUCCCACAGAUUGAAGUUACCUUUGAGAUAGAUGUGAAUGGAAUCCUCCGUGUUACAGCAGAAGACAAGGGCACUGGAAAUAAAAACAAGAUCACAAUUACCAAUGACCAGAACCGCCUAACACCAGAGGAGAUUGAGAGAAUGGUUAAUGAUGCUGAGAAGUUUGCAGAGGAAGAUAAAAAGCUUAAAGAACGUAUUGAUACCAGAAAUGAGUUGGAAAGCUAUGCUUAUUCAUUGAAGAAUCAGAUUGGGGAUAAAGAGAAACUGGGUGGCAAACUCUCACCUGAAGACAAGGAAACAAUAGAGAAGGCAGUAGAGGAAAAGAUUGAAUGGCUUGAAAGCCACCAAGAUGCUGAAAUUGAAGACUUCAAAGCUAAAAAGAAGGAGCUGGAGGAAGUUGUCCAGCCAAUUGUUAGUAAGCUUUAUGGAAGUGCAGGCCCUCCUCCGGGUGAAGAGGAAGCAGGAGAAAAGGAUGAAUUGUAAAUUUUGAUCUCUGAAUGUUGCAUUGUAAAUACUGGACACUCGAACUCUUAAGAUAAUAUUGAACUCUAAUCUGGAAUGUAAUUGGAAUCUUCACUCUGUGUGGAGGUGGAAAUGUUAGCCCAAAGUGGCUGUUUACUGCUUUUCAUUAGCAGUUGCUUGAUGUCUGGGGGGGGGGAAGGGUGGGUAGUAGGGUGGGACUAUAAAAUGAACUGGGGUUUAGAAGUGUUCAUGUUGAAAACAGGUCAUGUGACUUCUGUGUAGAAUUUUUUUCUACCUAAGUGACCACAAUAAAUUUGUUAUUUACACUGGA